Molecule: messenger RNA, 1866 nt
Organism: Bradysia coprophila
Lineage: Eukaryota; Metazoa; Arthropoda; Insecta; Diptera; Sciaridae
Product: deoxynucleoside kinase-like
Biological process (GO): nucleobase-containing compound metabolic process
Cellular component (GO): mitochondrion; cytoplasm
Molecular function (GO): ATP binding; deoxynucleoside kinase activity
Source: RefSeq, a predicted model, not a curated record
AUUAGUAUGUCUCCACUCUCCCCGUUCAACUUUCACCUUUCGAACUUAAUGUGUGUUCUGAAUGCUAUCAGUGUAGGGCACACCACUCUGGUUUACUAUUUUCUUAUAUACCACAGAGUACUUUCUGUGGUAACUAACUCAACCACCGUCGCUCGAUCUAUGUGGUCGGACUAGCUACUUUAUCAUCUUUUAUCAAUUACCUUUUCCCUUUGAUUUUACCUUUUCUUAUUUUGUCACGCUCUGUACCUUUUUAGUUCUUUCAUAUUCAUUUUGUUUCAAGUGUCCUUCCUUCGUCAUCUACUUUAUUUUUACGUCCAUGGUUCACUUCAUUACUUGUAUUGUUUUCUGAGUGUGGUAAAAAGGGGAGGAUUAGGUUUGACUUUUUACUAGCUUCGUCAUCAUUUUUCUUUUAAAGUUACUCUUAUUUUAGUAUUCUUAUUCUAUUACUGCAUUACUCAUCAUCCUCCUUACACCUCAAGGCGUAAGCAUUCAUCACACCCGGUACGUUCGCAUUACCACUAUCAAUCAGCAUGCCAUUCUCACAUUUACUUCAAACUAAGAUCGCACACUUUUUCUCACACCACGCAUUCUACACUUUCUAUUCCCAUUUUCGUCUUGUCACGUAUACCCACAAUUCAGUAUGUCGACCGUAGACACCGUUAUUGCCGAACCAACUUACGAGAGCAGAGGCCAGCUAAUCGUUUCUGUCGAGGGGAAUAUUGGAAGCGGGAAAAGCACGUUCCUCUCCUACUGCUCACAGGAUCCAGCGUUCGACGUUUUCAGUGAGCCUGUCGACACUUGGUCUAAUGUCGGUGGGACCAACUUGCUCGAGCAAUUUUACUCGGAUCCUGCGAAGUGGGGAUUCCCAUUUCAAAUGGAAGUAAUGAUUACUUUGCUCGAUCGCUAUCUGCGAAUCUCACCACGUCGUAUCAAGCUAGUUGAGCGGUCACUGUUGAGCGCUCGUCAUUGUUUCCAGCGGUGUAUGCUUGCACAUGGUCAUUUGGAUUCCGUUUCAUCUGCGAUCCUGAACCAAUUCCAUGAUACUGUCCGUGAUCAGUGGAGAGCAAUUCCUCAGAUAAUAGUUUAUCUGUCUGCUUCUCCAGCUGUUUCAUACAGUCGCUUGCUUUCACGUGCUCGGUCAGAGGAGAGUGGAGUGACCCUUGAGUACUUGUCCGAGCUGGAUCAAUAUCACGACGAAUGGUUAAGUGGUCUACAGGCUCGCAACAUGGCUGAAGAGGAGGAUCUUCCGGUACUAUUUUUCUUGUCUGAUUUUCCUUACCUUGGUAACGCAUCAAUGUUAUUUCACAUUCACAGAUCCUUACCAUCAAUGCUGACCGUCCUUUUAACGAGGUGGUGAAGGACUAUGACAGGGUCAUGAAAGAAUUGAAAUUCUUGUACGAUUGCUAGUCAGUCGUACUUCAUCGCAUCUCCUCGCUUGUUUGGGCUCAAGUCAAAACCAGCCAUUUCAGUUAUUUUACUUCAUUUUGUUCUUAUAUCAUUCGUUAGUUUUGCGUACUUGCGCUCAGUUUCCGUUUGUUUAAAUAUAUCAUUCCUCGCCGUGCUCUCUUCUUUUAUUGUUAUUACUGGGUAAGGUCUUUUCAUCAUUGAUAAUCUAGUUCACUUGGCAUUUUGUCAUUUGCUGUGUUCAUUUCUAUUCGUUGUCAGCCGUACUUUAAUGUGCUUUGGAUUUUACUUGAACUUUGUUAAAUUAUCAUUUCUUCCGUUCAUACACAGUUGUACUUCCUAGACUUUCACGCAGUUGUUCGUGGACAUACGUUUCUGUCAAGAAUGUCUGAGGUAUUUACACGUUCAUCAGUGAUUUCAACUUAGUUCAAUUCUAUUAUCUGUAUAUUCGUCAUAGCAUAC